Messenger RNA from Microdochium trichocladiopsis, 1161 nucleotides. Its product is annotated as isoprenoid synthase domain-containing protein. Gene Ontology annotation, cellular component: transferase complex. Gene Ontology annotation, molecular function: prenyltransferase activity. NCBI's taxonomy places the organism in Eukaryota, Fungi, Ascomycota, Sordariomycetes, Xylariales, Microdochiaceae. Bases 1 to 1161 code for a protein of 386 amino acids. The record is from RefSeq and is a predicted model, not a curated record. Gene Ontology annotation, biological process: isoprenoid biosynthetic process; ubiquinone biosynthetic process. The transcript has 2 exons.
AUGGUCCAGAAUGCGGUCUCGCGCGCCACAAAGAAUGAGCUGCAUGUCGACCCUCUACGAGUAGUGGCCAAGGAGAUGAAGUUUCUCACCAGCAACAUUCGGCAGCUUCUCGGCUCCGGCCACCCUUCGCUUGACCGUGCUGCAAAGUACUAUACACAGGCAGAGGGCAAGCACGUUCGACCCUUGAUUGUCCUUCUCAUGUCCCGGGCAACAUCGCUAUGUCCCAAAGCGCCAAACUCGCCAGCGUCCGAGACAAACGCCAGCAUCAACACGUCAUUAUCACCAACCAAUGUCCUGGCCGACGUGAACCCCUCCUCCUCACUUACAGCCUUCUCUUCAAGUCCAGAAUCUACCGACAGCGACAUCUUGCCCGCGCAGAGAAGACUGGCUGAAAUCACAGAGCUCAUCCACACUGCAUCGCUCCUGCACGACGAUGUACUGGACCAUUCUGUUGCCCGGCGAGGAUCGCCAUCAGCAAACUUGGAGUUCGGCAACAAGAUGGCAGUUCUGGCCGGAGAUUUCCUCCUGGGACGGGCCUCUGUCGCGUUAGCACGUCUGCGACAUGUCGAGGUUGUUGAGCUUCUAGCUACCGUCAUCGCCAACCUGGUAGAAGGCGAGUUCAUGCAGCUCAAGAACACAGCUCGGGACGAACGCAAUCCCAAGUGGUCCGAGGAUAUUUUCACGUACUACUUACAAAAGACAUAUCUCAAGACUGCGAGUCUGAUAUCAAAGUCCUGCCGGGCGGCGGCUCUUCUGGGAAGGACAGAUGCCGAGACAGUCGAGGCGGCUUAUCAGUACGGCCGGAAUCUUGGCCUCGCUUUCCAGCUUGUUGACGACAUGCUGGACUACACCCGAUCCGCCAAGGAUCUCGGCAAGCCUGCUGGCGCUGAUCUGGAGCUUGGCUUGGCCACAGCACCACUCCUCUUUGCCUGGAAGGCAAACCCCGAGCUUGGUGCUCUGGUUGGACGGAAAUUUGAGCAGCCAGGAGAUGUUGAGCUGGCGCGGGAUCUCGUUCUCCGAUCCGAUGGCAUCGAACAGACACGGGCCUUGGCUGAAGACUACGCACAGCGUGCCAUCGCUGCGAUUAGCACAUUUCCGGAUAGCGAGGCCAAGGAUGGCUUGGUCGAGAUGGCCAUGAAGACGCUCAAGCGCAACAAGUAG